Molecule: messenger RNA, 960 nt
Organism: Cylicocyclus nassatus
Lineage: Eukaryota; Metazoa; Nematoda; Chromadorea; Rhabditida; Strongylidae
Source: the annotation of a GenBank genome assembly
AUGAGUGGUUACAUCCACGCUAUCAGGAAAGGAGCAAAACUUAUUUACGUUGAUAGCGAGGAUGUCAAUCUCGCUGAUCACGAAGGCUACUUUUCCAAUCAUUCCAGUGGAGGUGGUGGUUUGAUAUACUACGAAAGAAAAUUCGGAGUCAGUGGUGGAUUUUUCGACCCGUACACAUUCUUUGAGGGACACUUCAUGCAAUCGCAAAACGAAACUUUAUCUCUGGGUCAAUUUAACAGAAGCAUCAAUUUACUGCUAUGUCGAAAGUUGCCUGCAGCAGGAGUUCAGGAAGGCCUGAUCAUCGAAAAAGGCAGAAUUGUUGCUCCAUUAACCAUUGCUACAGGAACUUAUUCUCUGUGGAUACCCAAACAUACUCUUUAUUAUUAUAACACGCUUUUUAUGCUCCCUAUUCUCAAUGUCGUGCGGCCUCGAAAAGAAACAUUCAUAUUAUCGCUACUGGCUCAAAAACUAUUGCACCUUGUGGGUACUAGCCUUGCAUUCUAUCCAAUAGAAUCGGAGUCGAGCAGUGGAUUUGGUGUUGCAAAAGACUACAGAGAUAAAGGCUAUCUGGCUGAAGAUUGGGUUUCACUUAUUUCUUACUGGAUAGAAGAACUCAAUAAAAUCUCGUAUAGAUUUCCUCCAAUUCAUGAGCAAGAUUUUGAUUGCCUUUAUGCACUGGACGAGACAUCUAGAAGACAGAAUUGCAGGCGUUCAAGCAUCUAUUUUCCAAACUUUUCAGCCGCUAAUAUGAGUAAGGUGAACAAAUGGAGGAAAGAAUCUCUUGAUGAUCUGAGCAAAUGGUGUGCUAAAGCAGAGUAUUGCGGGACUGCUUAUAAUGGGUCCACCAAAGGUGAUUUCUCCCGUGUUUACGAAACUACUUUGAAAACCCGUCUAAGCAAUGUGAGUCUAAUCAUGUUCUUGGAAAUUCUUCAGAACUGUGAUCUCGAGGAUGUUUUCUAA